UAAACAAACCGCGCAGCCAGUCAGAACCCCCAGCCGCUAGAGCAGAGCAGAGGGAGCCGGGGAGGCGACAUUCCAUUCCCACCCCGCCGCCGCCCGCCGGUACCGUACCGACCCGGAGCUCGGGCGCGCCGAGGCCAACGGGCAUUUCGCCUGCACGCCGCGGGGCGCGGCCGGGGGUAGCGAGCGAGGCCGUUCCGUACGAGGCGCGGCAGUGCGGGGGUGCCGGCAAGAUGUUCGCGAGCCGGCCGGUGGUGCACCCCAUGGAGGUGGCGGCGCCGGCGCCCGCGAACCCGGCGCAGCAGCAGCCGGCGGGCGUGCUGAUGAAGGACCUGCCCGGGAUGCCGGGGACGCCCAGCGGGCUCGCGCUCCGCGUCACGCAGUUCCUCCUCGCCACCGUCUCGCUCGCCGUCAUGUCGUCCACCAGCGACUUCGCCUCCGUCACCGCCUUCUGCUACCUUAUUGCAGCAGCUAUUUUGCAAUGUGUUUGGAGCCUAUCAGUAGCCAUUGUGGACAUAUACGCACUGCUUGUUAAACGUUGUCUACGAAAUCGUCGGCUUGUUGCUCUUUUUGCCAUUGGAGAUGGGAUCACAUGUGGAGUAAUCUUCUCUGGAGCAUGCGCUGCAGCUGGAAUCACCGUCUUGAUCAACGGGGAUCUGCAGAUGUGCUCGGAGAACCACUGUGCUAGUUUCCAGACUGCAGUAUCGAUGGCAUUCAUGUGUUCGUUUUCUCUCACACCAUCCUUUGUGCUGAACUUUUGGUCGACCGCGUUCGCAUAUUCCCGCGUUGCAGCAGCUGGAUAGUAGAGGAUAGAGCCUGAUUUUGGAGCAGUUCGAGCACCCCAGCUGUGGUUUUAGCGACAACUGGGAUAGAGUGGCCCAGCUAAUAGUAUUAGAACCGGAAGCUGAAGUACCCGCAUGAGGCUAUGGCUUUGAGCUCCGGCAUAUCUAGUUUAACAUGUACAAAGGAAAUAGGGAACCAAUUGCAUUGCUGUGAAACCUUGCAGUUCUACGAGUAUUUAGGCCUCUGUAGAAUGCUUGGAACUGAUAGAGUUUCUGUGUCCUGAAUGACCCCUGAACCAUGUAUACUCCAUAUGGAGAGCUAAUGGUGCUGAGGAAAUCGUCGUGAUUCAUUGCCAAGGUUUUAAGUUCUA
Molecule: messenger RNA, 1150 nt
Organism: Panicum virgatum (switchgrass)
Lineage: Eukaryota; Viridiplantae; Streptophyta; Magnoliopsida; Poales; Poaceae
Product: CASP-like protein 16
Exons: 3
Coding region: 231-800 (189 amino acids)
Cellular component (GO): membrane
Source: RefSeq, a predicted model, not a curated record